AUGACCGCCAGGCCUCCUUCAGCAUCAAUUCCAGCAACGUUUUCACCUGUGGAUGAACUACUAGCGACGUCGACAUUAAAGUCGUCAACGCCAAAGACUCGCGCGUUCUGGAUGAGCUUUGUUGCCAUCGCAGUGACCACAUUUUUGGCAGCUCUAGACCUCUCAGGUGUAGGAAACGUCUUACCUACGAUGGCGAAAGCUCUCAACGACGAGAAGGGCGAUUUCACUUGGGUCGGCUCAGGUUACGCUUUAUCAAGUACAGCUUUCAUGCCGCUGAGUGGCAGUCUGGCGGACGCUCUGGGACGAAAACCAGUUAUGUUAAUAAGUAUUGGCUUCUUCGCCCUCGGAAGUGCUCUGGCUGGAGCAUCACAAAACAUGUCGAUGAUGAUUGCGGCACGCACUGUCCAAGGAAUCGGCGGAGGGGGUAUCCUGACUCUCUCCGAAAUUCUUGUUGCCGAUUUGGUCCCUUUAUCUGAACGAGGAAUCUAUGUGGGACUAAUUGCCAUAGUUUGGGCGACUGCUUCGCUUCUUGGUCCUGCUAUUGGAGGCGCGCUAGCUUCUGCAAGUGGGAAUGCAUGGCGUUGGUUGUUUUAUCUUAACCUGCCACUUACCGCCAUAGCUGCCGUCCUCGUGAUCCUCUACUUGUCAGUACGAACACCCCCAGGUACUGUGCGCUCAAAGCUCGCAAAAGUGGACUGGAUCGGCAAUGCUAUUGUGGUCGUUGGUACGGCUUUGGCCAUAAUUGGCCUUACUUGGGGUGGCGUUCGAUAUCCUUGGCGUUCGGCUCAAGUCCUCGCUCCGUUGGUCAUCGGCCUCCUCCUUGUGCUUAUCUUCUUCGUCUACGAGCUCUACGUUCCGCAGAACCCGGCCGUCCCACGAGACAUCGUCUCCAACAGGACCUCGUUGAGCUCGCUAAUUGCUGUGGGAUUACACGGCAUUGCUAGUAUCGUGCUCUUCCAGGCCUCUUUUGGAGCCACGCCUCUCCAAGCUGCAGUCGAUUUCCUUCCCGCACUAUUUAUAACCACUCCUUCGGGAUUCACCGCCAGCGUCGUUAUCGCAGUGACCAAGAAGUACCGGCCAGCGAACUGGUUUGGCUGGGUUGUCUAUAUUGUUGCCUUCGCACUGCUCGGCACUGCAGGCGGAGGUACAACAAAGGCCAAACUGUACGGAUAUCAGGUCUUAGCAGCGGUUGGGACUGGUGUUUUAUAUGGCGCGCCAAUGUUCUCGCUUUUAGCGCCGCUACCCCCAAACCGGGCAGCCGCAGCGCUGGCUUUAUUCUCAUUUACGCGUUCAUUCACACAGGCGUGGGGCAUUGCAAUCGGUGGCACGAUUUUACAAAACGAACUCAAGAGAAGGCUUCCGGCUGAAUUCAUUGGACAAUUUCCGGCUGGGGCAGAGAUUGCCUAUUACUCGAUCCCCUCGAUCCGCUUUCUUGAACAACCUCUCCGGACCCAGGUAGAAUACGCAUUUGAAGAUAGCAUGGCCGUCAUCUGGCGUGUUAUGGCCGGUAUUUGUGGGGCCGGGCUGGUGGUAAGCUUGUUCAUGAAAGAAGUGCCAAUGGCGACUGCGGUGGAUGAGAGUUAUGCACUCGAGGAAAAAAAGAAGGAGGGAGACAAAGAAAAUCUUGAGCCUAGUGUAGCGACAGAAGUACAAUCAUAG
Mycena indigotica is the source of this 1659-nucleotide messenger RNA. Its product is annotated as MFS domain-containing protein. Gene Ontology annotation, molecular function: transmembrane transporter activity. The record is from RefSeq and is a predicted model, not a curated record. The transcript is spliced from 13 exons. Bases 1 to 1659 code for a protein of 552 amino acids. Gene Ontology annotation, biological process: transmembrane transport. NCBI's taxonomy places the organism in Eukaryota, Fungi, Basidiomycota, Agaricomycetes, Agaricales, Mycenaceae.